Phaedon cochleariae (mustard beetle) is the source of this 3594-nucleotide messenger RNA. Lineage: Eukaryota; Metazoa; Arthropoda; Insecta; Coleoptera; Chrysomelidae. The record is from the annotation of a GenBank genome assembly.
GUCCAGUCUGGCAGUCCCUUUAAUUAUUUAUUUUUGGAUACCAAAAGUACCAAAACAAGAAUUCCAACCAAAAUUUUCAUCACCUCUAGACCAAGAAGAAAUGUUGUGUAGUAAAACCAGAGUGGAACUGGAACAUGAAUAGCCUUCAGUUUAUAUUCAAUAUUCAUGAUGUGGUUCAGUGAGGUCCUCUGGGAAAAUUCAUAAAAAACUGUCCUAUCAGUAAAAUGAAUACAGAGAACCCAAAAGAACACACAUUCAUCAAAGAGCUUUUGGGUGAAAUGAAGAAUCAAUUUAAUAAAUCUGAAAACUUGAAACAAGCAGAUAUUGGUCACAAAGAACUAGGUGAAAAUGAUUCAGAUUUAAAGGGGGUAUCAGAAAGCAUCAUAAAUGAAUCAACUAGCAUUGAUUUAGAUUUGGCCAACCAGUCUCUUAUUGGAAUGAAAACACCAUCACCUACAAAAAGAACUAUCAGAAACAAGAGUACUUCUUCUGAAGAACCUUGUCCAAAAAGGUCCUCAAGUCGUAGAUUGAAAAACUUGAAAGGAUCUGUUCUACAAAGUGCAAUAGCAAGAAAAGAACAAUCCUAUAAUGAACCCAGUAAGCCAAGAAGACUAUCCAGAACUCUGAAACCAACCCAAAAAAUAUUAGAAAAUCUUGCAUUUGUUAAACAUGAAAAACGAAUUAAGAUUCUUCCAAAAUGUGUAGAUAAACCUAUCCUAUAUAAUAUUUCUACUAGCAAUAUAACAAGGAAGAAUAAGUCUAAAAAAGAUAUUGAUAAAUUGAAGAAUGAUCAGAGUGAACUUUGUGGUGAAGAGUUGGAUACUGAAGAAAGUAGGACUAGUGACAGUGAAGAAAACUUGGAUGUGGUUAAGACCAAGAGAAAAUCACAAAGGGUUUCUGCAGGCUUCAACAAAGGUGACUCUGAUGAACCUACUAACUCAAGUCCAAGUGUAGCUGACCAGGUGAAUGAUUCCCCUGAUGAUCCAGAAUGUUCAUCAGUUGAAGCCCUGUUGAUCACUUCAGAAUUGUGUUUGUGUACACAAAAGUCAAAUCUGUAUCAGGCUCCUAAUCAGAAUGAUAUUGUCCAUUGUUCAGCAAUAGACAGUAUUAGUGAAAAGUUGCUGGGAUGUAGUCGAGAGGUUAAUAUCGAGGAAACUUCUUUAUCAAGGCCAUCACAAAGAGUUCCAUAUCUCAUUUUGUGUGAUUCGCAUAGAAACCGAUUGUUCCGUCAUAAUUGUUGUCCCACAUGUGGAGUAUUUUGUACACAGGGCCAAUUUGUUGAAUGUAGUGCGAAACAUCAAUUUCACCGAAGCUGUCAAAUAAUGGUUGGUAAUACUGGAUGCUGUCCACAUUGUGGAAUAUCCACUCCUAGUCAUGAUAUAUUUAUCAGUAUGCAUUGCUCAAAUAAACCUGUUUUCUUGCCUGCACAGAGUCCAAAACGACUUUCCGCUAAAAUGAUUUUUCCCCAUGACAAAGAAAACUCUUCUCGUUCAACACCUUUGUUACUGCCUAUAGAAACUUUCCAAGUUUUCAACACUCCACAUUUACAUGGCCAGAUUUUUGAUGAAAAUGAUUUAGUCAAUGCCUUGAAAGAACAGGAUAUUGUCAAAUUGGCCUCCAUUAUAGCUUCAGAUAGCAUAGAUAUGCAUUUCAGGCUAACAGAAUUCAAUAAUGGCAGCCUUUUGCACUAUGCUGCACAUACAGGGUUGCCCAAAAUAUGCCAUUUACUUGUAUCUGCCGGUUUAGAGAUAAAUGAUUUUGAUAAAGAACAGAAUACUCCUCUGAUGUUGGCAACAGCCGCAAACAAAAAUGAUGUUGUACAAUAUCUAGUACGAUCUGGGGCCAGUAUUACAGUCAAGGGGACUGAUGGAAUGACACCUCUUCACAUAGCUGCCAAAACCGGAAACAUUUCAGCAUGCAGAAUCCUUCUAGAGGCGGGAACCACUAUCAAAAAUUAUGUCAACUGUCAAGACGAUGGUGGCUGGACACCAUUAGUAUGGGCCUGUGAGAACGGUUAUGCUGAUGUAGGCGAUUUCUUGAUCAUGAAGGGGGCUGAUCCACUGUUGAGGGAUGUUGAGCACAACGAGGCUCUGCAUUGGGCUGCCUUUAGCGGUAGCUCUCAUAUAGUGGAACUACUUUUGAACAGGGGCUGUGAUGUCAACACUGUAAAUGGACAUGGCGAGACUCCAUUACAUAUAGCUGCUAGAGAAGAUCGAUAUAAUUGCAUAAUAACGCUUUUGGCUAGAGGAGCAAACGUUUUUUUGAUGAACAAAAACAACGAGAGGCCUCAUGAUUGUGUACCUGAAGAUGGAGUCAGUGUUGAUGUUAUUGCUCUGAAUGUUCAAUUGCAAUCUGUGACUGGCUUGAAUAGCAGAAAAUACAAGUUCAUAUUGUCAGAAGAUAUAUCUAAAGGUAGAGAAACCAACCCAAUCCAAUGUGUGAACACAUUGGAUGAUGAGCCUGAACCGAAAGACUUUACUUACAUUUUGAAAAGUCGCCUUAGCUCGGAAGGCUUCAGUAUUGAUACAAGACUGUCCAUUUUACAAACCUGCAACUGUGAUGAGAGAUGUACAAGUGAUAUAUGCGACUGUGGAAAAUUGUCCAGAAAAUGUUGGUAUGAAGAAGAGGGCAAGCUGACAUUAGACUUUGACUAUUCAGAUUCACCUAUGAUUUUCGAAUGUAACGAUGCUUGUUCAUGCAACGCCAUAACCUGUAAAAACCGAGUGGUACAAAGAGGCCUUCAACAAAGGUUUCAAAUCUAUAAGACUGAAUCGAGAGGUUGGGGCGUGAAAACGUUGAAGUCUAUAGUCAAAGGUAGUUUCGUAUGCGAAUAUGUUGGCGAAAUAUUGAAUGAUGCCGAGGCCGACCAAAGAGAAGAUGAUACGUUCUUAUUUGAUCUCGAUAAUAGGGAUUCUGAGACUUUUUGUGUGGAUGCUAAGUAUUAUGGCAACUUUGCCAGGUUCAUCAACCAUUCUUGUUCACCAAAUUUACAUCCCGUAAAAGUUUUUGUCGACCACCAUGAUCUUAGGUUUCCCAAAGUCGCAUUUUUCGCCUCAAAAGAUAUUACCCCCGAUGAAGAAAUCAGUUUCGAUUAUGGGCACAAAUUUUGGCUAGUGAAAUACAAAUCUUUCACAUGUCAUUGUGAUUCGCCAGACUGUAAAUAUUCCGAAGAAACAAUAAGACAAACUUUGAUGCACUUGGAAGGUGUUGAAGAAGAGAUUUUGUGACAUUGAGAGAAUAAUCUCACCAAAGUACUGGUGUCUGGUGCAAUAACGUAAUAGCCCUAUCCUAGAAUUUUUUCAGUAUUGUGCUUAUAUCGCUGCUUGGCUUGAUCAAUAUUGAUUGAGUAGAGCUGAUCAUUUCUAGGAUUAAUUUAAAAAUUGCAUUUAUAUCAGUAGAAAGGAUAGUAAGAGAAAACUAGAAAAACUCGAAUAUGUUGUCUUGGUAUAUAAAAAACGGGUUAGUGCAGGAUGAUUGUACAGAAUUCCAUACAAAUGAGUAUGGAAAGUAUGGAAUGGAAAGGAAAAUCAUUAGACAAAUUAAAGUCUUCAUUUAUGCAUUUCCUUUAAUGGAUACGUCACUGUCGCAGUUCUA